CCUAUCUAACCUAAUGGCUUCUACAAGGCGACAAACGGAACUAGAUGAUGGGUAUAGGUUUCGUCCUCUUUGUAUCAAACACAACAAAAGUUAGGGGUUACCAUCCAUCAAAAUUUUCAUGAGAGCGAGUUCAACUUAACCAGUAAUUAACCCUCAAUUGAUGAGGCUUUGUAAUCCAUCAAUCCGCAUUUAUCUCCUCCCUCUCGACGGAAAAAGCACCAAAAAGACACAGAGAGGACGAAGAAAAAGAGGCAGUCUUGCACACGGAAGCUUCCCUAAAGAGAGAGCAAAAGGACUGCAAGUGGGGCUUUGGUUAUUCCUCCGGUAUAUUAAUCAGGCACUCCUCCGGGGCCUCCUACUUAACUCAACUCGAGGGCAUUUUAUUAGGGGGUGCCCGCACCAUUUUCUUUUCUAUUUUUAAUUUGCAGAGGAGGAGGCGUGUGCAGCUAUAGAAACACAGAAGUAGAAAAGAGAGAGAGAGAGAGAGAGAGAGAGCAUCUUUGUGCUUUCUCGCUCUUCCUUCUAUGACCCAUUAUUAUUUCAGGCAUCAAUCUCUAAUUGUCCUUUCACAGAACGUGUAACAAGUUCCGAAAUUUGCUCUCAAAAAGUCCCAUUAAGAUCCAACUCGUUAUAAUUACAUACAUCUGGAAAGACGUCUUUGCUUUUUGUUUGACGUUUCAACUAAUAAGAAAAAAUGGUGUCGGCGAACCGUGAGAUGGUGGUUUACUGCUUCGACACGCUCGUCGCUCACUACAACUGCGAGGAUGCUCCUCCCCCCGCCUUCGAUGACGGUCACCACCCAUUGUUCGUUACUUGGAAGAAAGUGGUGAAUGGAGGGGAGCCACGUUUACGUGGAUGUAUUGGAACUCUAGAGGCUCGAUGGUUGAUUAAUGGCUUCAAGGACUAUGCACUAAACAGUGCUCUGAGGGACCGCAGGUUUCCCCCUAUACAGGCUAAAGAAUUAUCAUCUUUAGAGUGUACGGUUUCCAUUCUGACUGAUUAUGAAACUGCUAACCACUAUCUUGAUUGGGAGGUUGGAAAGCAUGGUAUAAUUAUUGAGUUUACUGACCCAGACAAUAAUACACGGCGAAGUGCCACAUAUUUGCCUGAGGUGGCUGCCCAUGAAGGUUGGACAAAAAUUGAGGCAAUAGACUCACUGUUGCGAAAAGCGGGCUACAAUGGCAGUAUUACUGAGUCACUCCGGAAGCGCAUACAACUGACUCGUUACCAGAGCACACUGUUUACAAUGCAAUACAGUGAAUAUGUUGCCUAUGUCAAGGCAACCAGAGGUGCAGCUCCGUCUAUUCUUGGGGCUAAGCCCGGGAAUCAUUGAUUCUUCCAAAUAGCUUUUGCUUAUUAGAGCACAAAGCUAGUUUGGUCUAGACAAAGGAAUAUUUAAAACAAAACAAAACUGGGUUGGAAUUUAUUUGUUUGUGUUCCAUCCCAGACACCAAGUAAUUGCUGUGACCUGUCGAUAUGAUUCUUCAAACUCAUUUGAUUUUGGAGGAAGAAACCAAAAAAAGGGAUUUCCUUCAUUUUAGUACCCAACAUCUAUUUUCAGCAGCUUCUUUGGGAAAGCUGUGCUGGCAAGAAUUUCACGGUUUGUAACUUGAAAAAUCAUCCCUGGGUGUUCUAUCUGAUUAUAUUCAUCUUCA
Carya illinoinensis is the source of this 1655-nucleotide messenger RNA. RefSeq lists its product as uncharacterized. The record is from RefSeq and is a predicted model, not a curated record. The transcript is spliced from 5 exons. The coding region runs from base 695 to 1333 and encodes 212 amino acids. NCBI's taxonomy places the organism in Eukaryota, Viridiplantae, Streptophyta, Magnoliopsida, Fagales, Juglandaceae.